Messenger RNA from Coffea arabica (coffee), 1646 nucleotides. Lineage: Eukaryota; Viridiplantae; Streptophyta; Magnoliopsida; Gentianales; Rubiaceae. The record is from RefSeq and is a predicted model, not a curated record.
AUAUGUAAAUGCGCUUGUUGAGUAAUAGGAAAUCAUCUUUCUGUACAAUGUCUCAUGCACCUAGGUCUCUUGUGUAAACUUCCUUUUACUUAAUUUUUGGGAAGAUUGAUCCAUCUAGUUAUGGCCUGAAAGACUAUGCUGCAACCUUGAGAACUUAAUUUUGUCUUUUUAGCUGUCUAUCCCAUUCCAUAUUUGCUGGCAGAACAUAGCAAGAGUCUGGGAUGUUUUCAGGACAGGGAAGACAUGAUAUUUGCCAUCCUGGCUGUUGAAAUUUAAAUUUUCUCUCGUGUUACCAUGAUGGAUCCCAAGGAAUUACUGAAGAUUCUUGCUUGCUUGUUUUCAAUUAGGGGGAUACUUUGCAACGAUGGCGAACAGAACCCUUCAUUAUGAUUACUGGUAGUGGCAGGUGGAUACCACCUUCUCUUCCUACUGUAAAAGGCCCAGAACAUGAAAAGGAUGGCGGAAGUACAUAUGCUGCUGGGAAAAGCAGGCGUGUAGAGGUGGAAAGAACACUAACUGAUGCACAGAGAGAUGAGUUUGAGGAUAUGCUGCGUGCAUUGACUUUGGAAAGGAGUCAAAUAAAGGAAGCAAUGGGUUUCGCUCUAGAUAAUGCUGAUGCUGCUGGAGAGGUUGUUGAAGUUUUAACUGAGUCACUGACUCUUAAAGAAACACCCAUACCAACAAAAGUUGCAAGGCUUAUGCUUGUCUCAGAUAUCCUUCACAAUAGUAGUGCCCCGGUGAAAAACGCCUCUGCUUAUCGCACCAAAUUUGAGGCAACUUUGCCUGACAUAAUGGAAAGCUUCAAUGACUUGUAUCGUUCUGUAACGGGGAGAAUCACGGCUGAGGCACUUAAGGAGCGAGUACUGAAAGUUCUUCAAGUAUGGGCUGAUUGGUUUCUGUUUUCUGAUGCAUAUGUGAAUGGAUUAAGAGCUACUUUCCUUCGAUCAGGAAAUUCUGGUGUGACUCCAUUUCAUUCUAUAUGUGGUGAUGCCCCUGAGCUAGAACAGAAUACUGGCUCAGAUGACCGUGGGGAAGGUGAAAAGAUUAACCAAGAUGCGGCUUUGGCAAUUGGGAAAGGAGCUGCAAUGAAGGAGCUCUUGAACCUUCCACUUAGUGAGCUUGAACGACGAUGUAGGCACAAUGGGUUAUCUCUUGUAGGUGGCAGAGAAAUGAUGGUUGCACGGUUACUUUAUCUGGAAGAGGCAGAAAGACAACGAGUCUAUGAAGUUGAUGAUGAGUUGAAGUAUCAACAAAGUCAGUCAAGUUCAGCUAGAUAUCCUAGUGGCAAGAAAGAGAAAUCUGUUGAUACAGAUCAAUGGGAUUCUCGGAUGGAAUAGUCAUGAGGAUGAGAUGCAGUUGAAAGAAAAGAGCAGUGCCUUUGCUCCCAACAAAUCCUGUUGGACAUGAACUAGUUCCUAUACUAAUGAAGGGAAAAAUGAUUCCAUUUUGCCUGCCUCGAAGUGGGCCAGAGAGGAUGAUGAGAGUGAUGAUGAGCAAAACGGAAGUGCUAGGGAUCUGGGAUUGACCUAUUCUUCCUCGGGAAGCGAAAAUGCUGCUGAUGGACUUGAUAAGAAUGAGGAGCCCGAUUUUACAACUGAUGUGAGCAAUUCAUCACAUUCUGAAAGUGGCUUGAAUGAAGAGCAGAG